Messenger RNA from Hippocampus comes (tiger tail seahorse), 3474 nucleotides. RefSeq names its product chromogranin B (gene chgb). The transcript is spliced from 7 exons. Bases 496 to 2796 code for a protein of 766 amino acids. Lineage: Eukaryota; Metazoa; Chordata; Actinopteri; Syngnathiformes; Syngnathidae. The record is from RefSeq and is a predicted model, not a curated record.
UAAAAGUGUCCUUAAAGAUGCAUAAAAACACAUUAAAGUGAAGAACUACACAGUAAACUUAACAAUGCAUGCAAUUAUUUCAGUUUGAACGGUAUCGCUUCUCGGAACGGAACUAAAAACGAAGGUCUGAUAAUGAAGUUUGCUGGGUGUGUGAUUGCCAAUAGUUGCCAUGCCUUUGGGCGCCUCGCGGCAUUAAGCCCCCACCCGCCGACAACUACCCUGCUCCUCUCAAUAAUGUUUAAACCAUCACCUGUGUGAUGGCUUAUUUCGUCCACAGGAGAAGAAGAAAAACAAAAACAAAAAAAAGAAAGAAAACGAGUUGUUGCUGCUUCUCCCUGCAGGUCUAAUGAGUCAUGACAUGAGCAUCCCCUCCCACGCUCCUUCCCUCUCUCCCCUUCCUCCCCCACUCUGAGCGCCUUUAUAUUAGAGGUGCUGCUCUCCUUCCCGCAGAAGCAUCCCUCCCGCCUUAUCGGGAGGCACGCCGGAUCUCACAAGAUGACUCGGACUCCUCUCUUUCUGCUACUUGGGUUCGCUUUUCAGAUAGGGAAUCAAGCGCUUCCAGUGGGGAAGGAUGGCCAAAGAGAAGAUGUGGUGACAAGAUGUUUAGUGGAGGUUCUGUCCAAAGCACUCACCCACCCAGACGCCCAAUUGGACCAAGAGUGCAAGGAGAUCUUCCAAGCAGGAAUUAAACAUGCUCCGCUGGACAAGAAGAGCAAAGGGGCGACCAAUGAAGAGCAGGCCAAAGAUCACGCACAAGACAUCCGUGAACUCCAGAGCUCAGUAGAGUCGAACCGGGAAAGCGCAAAGAGUGAACGCAAUCAGGAAUCCUGGAGUCUGGAGAAAAGAUACCAGGGAGACGAUAGCGCGGAGGAAGAGGAGAAACGGGAGAAGAGAAGCAGCUGGAGGCCAGGAAGGUUCCACCAGAAAAAGCCCAAACGCGACAAGGAACCUGUGGGAGGAGAGUCCAAAGAGGAGGAGCGCGAUGAAGAACGCAGUCAGGAGUCCUGGGAUUUGGAUCGAAGGAGCGACGAUGACCAAGAGGAGCAAGACAAGCUCAUUUGGAAGCCCUCAGAUCAAUACCACCCCAAAAAGAAGUUCCACAAGCGUGGAGAUGAGGACUACGAACGCAGCCAGGAGUCGUGGGGGCUUGAUGACGAGAAGGACAAGAGGGAAUGGAGGCCUGGGAGUUACCACCACAGGGGACACAAGAGAGAUGAAGAAUUAUCAGAGGAACCAGAUGAGGAACGCAGUCAGGAAUCCUGGGAUUUUGACACUAAAAGGGAUAAGAAGGACUGGAGGCCUGGGAGAUAUCACCAAAGGAGACACAAACGUGAUGAGGAACUGUCAGAGGAACCAGAUGAGGAACGCAGCCAGGAGUCAUGGGGGCUCGAUGACGUGAGGGACAAGAGGGAAUGGAGGGUUGGGCGAUACCACCAGAGGAGACACAAGAGGGAUGAGGAGAUCUCAGAGGAUCUGGAUGGGGAACGAAGCCAAGAAUCUUGGGAUUUUGCCACCGAUGUAUACAAGAGAGACUGGAGGCCCGGGAGAUAUCACCAGAGGAGACACAAGCGCGACGAAGAACUCUCAGAGGUACCAGAUGAGGAACCCAGUCAGGAAUCCUGGGAUUUUGACAGUGGGAGGGCUAAGAAGGACUGGAGACCUGGGAGAUACCACCAAAGGAGACACAAGCGUGAUGAGGAACUGUCAGAGGAACCCAGAGAGGAACCAGAUGAUGAGCGCAGCCAGGAGUCUUGGGAUUUGGAGAAUGACAGAUACAAGCGGGACUGGAGGCCUGGGAGAUACCACCAGAGGAGACACAAGCGAGACAAAGAGCUCUCAGAGGAUCCGGAUGAGGAACGUAGCCAGGAAUACUGGGAUUUCGACAGUGACAGAUACAAGAGGGACUGGAGACCCGGGAGAUACCACCAGAGGAGACACAAGCGAGAUGAGGAACUGUCAGAGGAUCCGGAGGAGGAACGCAGCCAGGAAUCUUGGGAUUUUGACACCGACAGAUACAAGAGAGACUGGAGACCAGGUCGAUACCAUCAGAGGAGACACAAGCGAGAUGAGGAACUGUCAGAGAAUCCGGAUGAGGAACGUAGCCAGGAAUAUUGGGAUUUUGACACCGACAGAUUCAAGAGGGACUGGAGACCCGGGAGAUACCACCAGAGGAGACACAAGCGAGAUGAGGAACUCCCACAGGAAGCACGAGAGGAACCUGAUGAGGAACGUAGCCAGGAAUCCUGGGACUUCAACGGGGAGAAGAAGUUCUGGAGGCCUUGGAGAUACUACAAGAAGCAGCCAAAGCGUGAUGAAGAACCCUCAAAGGAAAAGUGGGAGAACCCAGAUGGAGAACGCAGUCAGGAGUACUGGAGCUUCGACAAGAGACAUAACGAAGAUGAUGACAAAAACUCUGAAAAGCACAUUUGGAAGCCGUCGCAUCAGUACAACCACAAAAACAAAUAUCACAAGCAUGGAGGGGAAGAGGUGUCUGAAGAUGAAGAUCUGAGUGACGAUUCAGAAAAUCCAGAGGAUAGGAGCGAAACCCUGGGAUAUCUGGCUGAGAAAAGAAACCCGUGGGUCUACAGAGGCUACUACCAUCCCGCCUGGUUCAAAAGGAAUCGAGAAGAGCAUGCUGCCCCGAACCAGAUGGAUGAGGCGGCCAAGCUGCUGAGUCACAAAAUCGACCAGCUCGCCGACCAAGAGGCAUCACAAGGCGCCACGCAUCCGAGGGCACUCACGCCGCACGAGGUUCUUCGCAGCCUUGUCCCAGCAUCGCAGAACACCCUGUCAUGAUAUAAAACAGCGAGAGGGCAAAUUAUUUUAGAACAUGUAUGUUAGUUAGGCUGACUUCAGCCCUCAAUUCCGUGUCUGUGUCGUUCCCGUGUCGUCUUUUUGAAUCAUCUGUGGUCAGACUGACAAUAAAAGCCUUUGAGGAGGUUUGCCCAGGGUGUUCAAGCACCAUUCUAUGGUAGAAAAUCAGCAGAAGAUAACGUGAUGUUCUGUGGGUAAACUAUUUUCCAUCUCGUGCUCGCUGACCCACUAAAGCCGCGGAGCACAUCCAGUCGCUCCUUCACAAACACGCUUUAGGUCGGGGGGAGAAAGGGCAACUCAUUAUGGAAAUGUACAUUCCACACACAGACAUGCCGGGCACUUGCCGAAUGAGUGCACAUCAACAACUUGGCCUAGAAGUACUGACAAUGCUAAUAUUUCCCCAGCAGAACUUUGGCACGGCUCCGCUGCUUGCAUCUUUUAUUUAUUUUUCCCCCAACAAUUUUUUUUUUUCCUUCAAUGGUUGACAGCAGUUUUUUACGAGCCAAGCUUGAUGCACCGUCACGACCUCCCAGGGCCAUCACGUCUCCAUUAGAAAGACACGCGGUGGCUCCUGUGCAUCCUGUGGGGCUAAACGAUUAAAACCAGAGGAAAUGGCUUGUGCGACCAUAUGGCCAACUGUACAUCUUUUUUUUUUUUUUU